UUUGGCCUAUUGCAGCGUCCUAGCAUCUGUCGCGUUUCUCGUGUGUGAUCAGGCUUAGGCAGCCCAUCCUGGCGGUGACUUGAGCUAGCAGGCCCCACUGCGGACUCCGGGCCGGCUCGGGUCUACCUGCGCCAGCGCUGUACCUGGGCGACCUUGGCUUUGCCCCCACUAGUGACCCGGCCCGCCGGUCGUGUGGGUGCCGCUCCGCUCCCCCCGCCUCGGCCGCCGACCCCCAGCUCCCCGGCGGGGCCUCCUCCUGCCACGUGACGCCCCCGCCAGGGGCCCCAGCGCCCUCCUCGCAGCCGUGCCGUUCCGGCUCCUGAGCCCCGCCUGCGCGCGGCCUCCUCGGCUCAGCCAUCCUCUUGGCUGCCGCGGGCGGCAAAGCCCACGGCAUCUGCCAUUUGUCAUUCAGCCCGUCGGUACCGCCCCGAGCCUUGAUUUAGACACGGCUGGGGCGUGCUCUGGCCUCACUCUCCGGGCGGGUGCUGGACGGACGGACGGGGCAGCAGCACUCACAGCCCAGCUGCGCGGGGCCUUGGCGCGCGGGGUGCUUCCCCCGGUCGCCGUCAUGGCCGCAGAGGUGGCACGCCCCAGCAGCCUCGCCUGAGCUCCGGGGGUCGUUGCCCCGCAGGAUUGUUCCUGCCUGAUUCAUAAACAUCGUGAUUGGCUUUUGUAAGCUGGAUUGCUGUCACGUCUAAUGUGGCUUCUGUCUCGUGUCACAUCUGAAACUCAUCUGUACCUCACUUAGAAAGGUAAAUAUGUCUGUGCCGAACCCUCCAACUCCUGCCCCCCAGCACUCCCACCAUCAGUCAUGGCUCUGUUCUCAUUCUCUCCUCGCAUUGCAGCACAAACCAGAGCCCUGGCCUCCUCCACAGGAGAGGGGCUUAUGUCCCAGAAGAGACUCUGUGAGAGAAUUUACAUUUGAGGAACUUCAGGCUUUGAGGGGAAAAUAAGGUUGGCGGAUUAAGAUGUGGUCUUAAAUGAAAGCCUGUUUUUCACUCUAAAAAAAUCAAGAGGACACGCUAAGAAUGAUCAUUGCUAUUUAUUUGUCUUAAAUUAGAAAUCAUGGGCAUUGUACAGUUGAUUUUUACUUAUCAUGACUUGCUCACUAGAAACUUCUUGUUCUCUUUCUGUUAUAUUUUAAAAAGGUGUUUUUAAAAUGGUUUUAUCUUAAGGAAAUAUUAGGAAAAAAAACUGAGAUAGGGUCCACCAUUUAGAAUCAGAUAUCCAGAAUGUAACAUAUGUUACAAUUCAGAGUCUCUAAACCACUCUUCUAAAAUCAUAAUGUGAGAUGAUUCUCAGCUUGCCAAAUUUUCUAGAGUUAUAAAAUAGGUUAUGUCGCUCAAUCCAGUGUUUAUUUGAGGGAAUUCAUGGUUGCCAGGGGCCCAUUAUAUGUCAGAAGCUUUUAUUUCUUAUUUUCUACCACUCAUGUAAAGAUUAGGAUUUGUUUUAACCGCCUAUUUCAAGAUAAUGAUUCCAAAUCCCAGCCUUAAAUUUCAUAUCUAACAUGGUUGUUGUUUUUCCCUGUCAUAUACAUUAAUUCUAGGUUCAAGGCCAUGUCACCCUAAAGCAGCCCUCACUUGUUUUGCAGCUGCAUUGCUGUUGCUAAACCAUAACUAUUGGCCUCUCUCCAGACUUUCUUUUUUUCUUUGCAAAAUGUCCUUGAAGGUCAUAAUGGUGUAUUUUUUAAAAAUUCCAGUUGUCUUUGUAAGUUUUCUUAUAUCCCAUCUUACAUUUGAUUCCCCCCACAAACCUCCCACUAGAUAAACCACUUCUCGCUCUAUUCUUUAUCGUGAGGCUGACUUCUAGGAAGGCUGUCCACAGCUGCCUCAGGCGGAAGGCUAACUAGGAGAAUAUUAGGUCGUGUGUUUGGAUUCCUGUUCUCCAAACGAUUCUAAUUAAAACUAGUCCACUACCCCCACCAAUAUGUUCAGAAGGAAAAAAAUGUAGCAAAAUCCCCAAACGCCCUCAAUCACUUCAUUAUACCAUUUGGGUAACUUUAUGGCACCUGUAGGACCAGUUCAUGCCAGGCCCAUUUGUAACUGUUUUCUCUAGUUAAACAUGAUAUUGCCAUUAAAAUCUCAGUAAAUAGGAUUACACUGCUUAAGAAUCUAGGAAUUUCUCAAAUAUGUGAGAAAAUAUGAAAGCACAGGGAUAGUAGAAAUUUAUUUUAUAAACACAUGCCAGGAGAUGGAAUUGUGUCAUGAUGAUCCACAUUAAAGAGACAUGAUUGAAGCAAAUCCAUCAUGUAUACUCUGACUUUCUAUUAUAUAUAUAUGUUACUCCAAAAAAAGUUAUUCAUGUUUCCUAGUUGUGAGCUUACCCAUCGUGUAAAAUCAGCCCUAACACUUUUUAUUCACAGGCCACAUCUACUUCGUACAUGUACUUUGGACUCGGUACCAGUCAUUGUGCCUCUAAAUAUACAUGUGUUAUGCAUAAUUGUAGAGCAGCUCUGCAAGAUAUAUAGAUAUACCCAUUUUAUGGUGAUGGAGACUGAGGCUUAGAGAAGUUAUGCAACUUACCUAAGGUUACACACCUUCCAAGUAGCAGAGCCAGCAUUCGAACUUAGAUCCAUCCAACUCCAAAGCCAGUUUCCUGUACACUAGACCACACCGUCUUUCUACCAGCUAGUUGGUUUUUUUAACUAACUGUAGGAACACAACCUAGUAUUAAGUAGAGUGUGCAUGCCGCAUAGUGGACUGAGGUAGAAUAAAACUCAUUAUUGUACUACUUUUAGGUAAGAAAAUGUAUUAUCUAAGGAAUAUCAUUAAAAUUUCCUUACUUCCCUCCAUGAACAAACAAAAGUUAAAAUGAAAUCAGUGGUGGGAUGAAGGGAGUUGGGGAUCAUAACAUAGGAGUGUUAAACAUUAAAAUUAGAAAAAAAGUACAUUUCUCUAUCAAUGUUUAAAAUGCUAGAAAUUAUGCAGGCUUAUACUAUAACAAAGGAUACUUUAUUUGGGGAAUAACUUAAUUGAUCCAUGAUGUGGCAUUUACCAAGGUAAUUUUUCACUUUUUGUUCCAGGAGUAGGAAUUAGAGGUGGUUCAUAAAACUCACAAUCACCAUGUAAAUUGAAACCACCUUAAGAUCAUAGUCAUCUUAUGUUGUUUCCCUAAAAUGGUUCUCAUUUGCACCACAUAUUCAAAUCAGAGUGCACGAAGAUGUUGUUCUGAGUCAGGGAAGAUUUAGAAUGCUUUGUGAACAGCUGUAUACUGAACUUCAGAGUUCAGUUAUUGCACUUGUGUGUGUGUGUAUGUGUGUCUGCACAGUUGGGUUUUUUGUUUGUUUUGCUAUGUGAAUUACUGUUUGGCCAUUUUAAUGUAUAUAACUGAUAAAUCCAGGAGGAUAAUCUGUAUGUCUGCUCUCUCAGUUUCUUUCUAUAACACAAGCCUGAACAUAUUGCUCUCUUGAUUAAAAACUUUCAGUGGUUCUGAUUAGACAAGACUUUUCGUUGCAGUCGACAGAAACCUAAGGGGACCAUUGAAGAAUUCCAAACAGGCAAGUGACAGGAAAAUAUCUGCAUGUUAGAAGAAUCACCUUGGCAGCAGCAUUGUGAUUAGAAUGAAGGGGAACCAUCCAAAAACAGAGAGACUGGGGAAGCAAUAUGGAUCUGCCUCUAGCAUGCAGAAAUCUCUCUCUCCACUGACCUAACUGACACAUUGAGCUUGUGGCUUGUUUAAAGGAAGCCACACGAAAAUUGAGUUUGGGACAAUAGAGUGAGCUUGUUCUCCAUUCUCUAGCAUCCCUCCCCAUGCAAACCCCCUAUCCCUGCCAAGUUUCUGGGCACCACAGAUUGGAAAGUAGCCUCCUGUACGUAGUUGCCAUGUUAAGUGGUGGGGUUGGGGCUGGGCCAUGCAGGUGUUCACUGACUGUCUCUUUCUGUCUUCCCUUCUUGGUCUCACCUGUCUGGUGUGACAAAGGAAGCAUGUGCCAACCAAGGCUAGACCCUUGAGAGACCAGAGCAGCCCCACUUUCAGUAAAGCAAGCAACCUCUGCUUACUUGCCCAACACACCCUAGUUUCCAUGUUCCUUGCCUUAUGAGUUAUCUUCUUGGGUACAAUUUAACACAGCAUUCCCACCUCCUUAUAACUAAAGUAGAUAGAGGGGGCUUUGUGCCUCAAUCCCUAGCAGACCAUCUUGGCAAUCUCUGCCUCUGCGACAGGGCACUUGCUCCCCGAGCAACUCCUUUCCCAGGUCAUCUUUCCCCUGGACAUGCCCAUCAGAUUUAAUAGUGUGCCUACUUGGCAGGAAAAUGGGGUCCCUGGUUGCUGAUUCUUAGGAAUGUGAGGUUCUCCCAGCCAGAGCUCUCGCCACUAAAAGUUCUAGUCUCUGUGUAAUGGCCAGCACAUCUUUGGCGUAUCUAAAAUCCUCUUCAGUUUCCACCAGGGCCUUUAUAAGCUUCUUCUGAAGGUCUCAGACAUUCAGCCAUGGAGCUCAAGUGGAAUUUGUUUGGAUAACAUGACUGAUUUCAAAGCCCGGACCCCUUAGACGUGCCCAUUUGGUGCUGCAAGUACCGACCAUUACUGCAACAUCUUACAGUCAACAAAUGUGACAUAUUAAAGAUUUAUAUCCUUUCCUCUGGGUUAGGAAUCUUCUCUCCCCUAAAGCACCUCAUUUUCCAGCACGCAAUCAUUUCCAUCUUAUGGAAAUCAUCCCUCCCGCUCCGUGCCAGCAUGCUACGCUGGGAGGCACGUCCAGGCUUGGGAAACAGGGGUGUCCUGGAUCUCAUGACUUCAGCAGCACCAGCUGCUCUCUUUCCUCUUCCAAGUCGACUUCCGUUCCCCCCUCCCCCUGCUACUUGGGUGUUUUUGUUUAUUUUAGCAAUUCAGAGUUGAUGAUAAAGACCUUAAAGAUAACUUUGUGUGUCUCUCCCUUUCUAGGUAUUUGCAUAGGAAUCAGAGGAGUUAAUCUUGUGAGUAUACUCUAACAUCUGCCCUUGUUUCCUUCCUUCCUUCUCUAUCUGCCUCAGGGUUUUAAAGCAUAAGCCUGCUGCCCUCCCCGCCACCCCACCCCUCUGCCCUAGGUCACCAGAGCCUAAGCAGAGUCCGUGCUCGUCUCUCUAACCGAGCGGUGGCUUUUUUUGAAAACUAGAUCAGCUCCAGUUCCAGCAGUUGCAGCUAGUCUAUAGCACAGAUAUGUGCUGUUCUAAGAUUCUGCACUUUAUUGAGGCACCCCACAAGUCUGCAUUUCACCUCAGAUCGUCAAGUAUGCAAGGAGCAUUACUGUUUUCAUUCACCAUAAUGAAAACGGACUCCAGUUCGCAUUCUGCCAACCUAGAGGAAAUUUCAUGUCAGUAAGUUUUAGGUGCUUCCCCUUCCCCCAUGGAGUGUGUCCUAGGACCUGGAGAUUUUCAUGGCCUCUGGAAGAUGAGGAACCCACCUCUGACCUUCAGUUUAUCAAAGUAGUGAUUUAUUGAAUCCUUGUAGCUGUCUGCCUCAGGGUCGCCAGUGAGGGCUGGAAACCUCCUGCCUCAGCUCUGGCCUCCCGAGGCACACUCUUCACGUAGCUGUCUUCUCAAGGAUUCUACUCAUUGCCUUAGGGAACAGAGGGGUGCAAGGGCCUCUCUUGCUGGGGGCUGACAUAUCUCCUUAUCAGGCCCUGGGAUGGGGGGGUUGGCCAUGGGGAGAUGGUAGGGAGAGUGUCAUUUUGGCAGCUUCUCCUCUGCUUUUCCUUCUCCCCUCCCAGAAGUCCAGCAGAAUUUCUUCUCUAGGUUUAGAUAUUGUUAACAAAGACAGACUUCUUCAGGAUGCUUCUGUCUUCAGCUGGAUGAAAAUACAAGGGAUUACAAAGGCUGCCACCUGUUUUAAAUGAGCUAGAAAGGAAAAUCACUGGGAAUUCAAACAAAGUAAAAUUCCAAAGUUGUCGUGCUAUCCCAAUUUGGAGGCCCUAAUAAAGGCAAAACAUCACUCGAACAGUAGGUAGCUAUGGGAAUUAAGAGAAGGAAACAGAUUUGAGAGACAAUAAGGUUGUAAAGCUUAAUCUCUGAGAACAAUCUAGACUGCAGAGCUUCUAAGUUUGGAGAGGCUGGAAAGUGACAUGGGAAGAGGUAGACUUUUGACAUGCACCCUGGAUUCACAGCCCAGCUUAACUGCUUGCUGGCUGUAGGAUCAUGGGCAAAUCAGCACAACUUCUAAGACUUAGUUUCCCCAUUAGUCAAAUAGGGUUAAUGCUACUUACUCAUGUGGUUGUUAAGGGUAUUAAGUAAAGUUCGUAAAACAGUAGCCAUCACCUGGUGAGGAUCCGGGAGCCCUGAUGGCUAUUGCAUAACGGUGCCAUUAGAACAGGCAGUGCUGGAGGAGGAGCAAGUCUGCGGGUUAACGUUUGAAGCCCACCAUGUGACCUUGAAGGGGCACUGCAAGGUAUCCAAGAGUUGCAGGAGGGAGGUAGAUGUAUUAGUCUGGAAUUUGAAAGAAAGUUCGGGAUUGAAGAUAGAGAUUUGGGAGGCUUCUGACUUCAAGGAGUAAUGGUAACCUUGGGUUAUGCAUGGGGUCCCCCAGGGAGAUCGUGUAUAAUGGGAGAAGGUAGAAGACCAGCUGCCAGGUCCACAAAUCUGUUCCAACGUCGAGUGACCCCUUAAUACCAUGCCCCUCAGUGUCACCUUUAAAAUGACAUCAUUGCUUGGAGGUGAAUCUGAAUAUCCCACUCAGGGUCUUCAUUUCAAAGAUAUAGUCUCAUUGUUCACCAUGAUCCAUCUUGCUGAAAUAAAAUUUAGUUGUCUGUAAUCCACCAAACCGGGUGGGCUCCUUUCCAUCUGGAAACUAAAACACAUUCGAGAGACUUUACAAAAACAAACCUUGUACAUGGUCAGUCUAGAGGAUUCUUUCACUGAGAACCAGGGCAGACUUCCCAGUGUUUGAGGGUUGCCCAAUUCUUUCCCACUCAAAUCAUUAGAAAUAAAAAAGUCAGUUUGGAGAAUUUGCUUAAGUAAAAUCAGGAGUCGCUAGAAGUGAAUGAGCUGAAACUGGAAGGAAAUCCCUUUGUUCAAUGUGGGUUUCAGUGAAUGCCCAGCAGGCGGCUAAACCAGUUCAUUAAGAGAGAAAAAGACAUGUUCUUAAAUGCUGUUCUCAGAAGCAAAUGCCUAGAAAAACAUACUGUGACAGCAAAAACACAUCCUGGAACUCAUAAACCCUAGAUCUGUGAAACUUUGGUUUUUGUCAUCAACGAAUAAAUAAACUUACCAAAAAAUAUUUCCCCCUUCAUUUAAAACAAUUAACUAAUCUGUUUAGCAUCUGCCAGUCUUCACUCCUAGAAAAAUGUGAUUCUUGUUACUCUGGAACUCGGAAACAUUUAUCUGUAGGAUUGUUUAAUUUUAUAGGGUCAUUUUUAACCACAUACUUAAAAAAGAAUAAUUGACGUUAUGAAAACCCUUUUUUCCCUCUGCUUUAGAAAUUAAAUUCUGACCUGAAAAGCAGUCUGCAAGUAGCAUCCUGUCAAACUAAGAUGUGUUAUUUUUCCUGUCUCUUCUCUGCUUUAUUAAAUCGUCAUAUACUGCACAUGAUUUUCCCCCCAGGUCGGGCCUGCCUCGGGCUCUCUGUUGUAUUGUUAACUAUUUAAGCAUUAGACUGGCGCAGAGAUGGCAGGUGGGAAAAGCUGAGGGACUUGAUCUCCUCCCUGCCAGAGUUCUCCUCUUUCACGAGUGCUGCUUACAUUGAACAGCUUAAGAAUAAGCUGCUGUGUGAGCCCUCGGAGGCCAAGGAGUAUUGUUGAAUUCAGAAAGGAAUCGCUUUCUUUUUGUGAUAAUUUGAAUAUUCUCACAAUGAAGCUAAGCUACUUCACUGCCUGGUUUGCGUACCUCACGUUAUGUGCACCCUUUCCUGGGAAGCAGAAGAACCCCUGCCUCUUUGAAUACAUAAAUUGGUAUUGUUCGUUUGUGACAUGGGUAGGCGCAAAGGAAGAAUCAUCUGGAAGAAUUUUACUCUUUUGCUUUAAUGUCUUUUUAAAGCUCUUUCAAAAAAAUUUUUAUACAAGCCUUUGGAGACCACCCAAUUAAACCACCACAAUAAAUGUUGAGCAUUUUGAGAAAAGAGAUGGACCAUGAAGAUGAUUUGUAAAGUGUUUAUACAAGCAAAACAAGGAAUACGUUGGAAACAAUUUCCCUAAAUGACUCAGACAAAUAACCUGCUCACCUCCAGUUUUUUCCUGUAUUGUGAUGCAUUAUUUUUAAAACAGUUGUCCAAAAAUGGCCUUGAUUUUUCCCUUUUUAACUUCAAAGGAUGUUAUCAUACAAAAUAAAUGGACAUAGCCUUUUUGAUCAAAUUCACAGAAGAAAAUAGGCAAGUGAAUAAAUCACUUAGGUGAGAUAUUAAUUGGCUUCGUUCCAUAACAGAUUUGCCUUUGUACUAGUUAAGAAAAUCCUGAAAAGCUUUCCUGUAAGAGGAGCAAUUGAUUGGAAUAGUCUUGGUAGGAAGAAACCAAGCUUGAUAAUUACUUGGUGAACAGAAAUGCUGGUUUCCAAAUGCUCAUCAGGGUUCAGUGGCACAAAGCUGGCUGUAGACUUGGCUUCUGUAGAUUUGGUAAAAACAUAAAUUCUUGGGGUCCCAGUGAUGCUGUUUUAGUCUGCACUGAUUUGCCCUGUGGCCACCCAGGAAUCUGUAUUUUUAAAAGUUUUCCUUGCUGAUUCUAAUGCAUAGCCAGGUUUAGUAACCAUUUAAUUAAAUAUUCAAUGUGGAGACUUCAACCUUCUUGCACUGCAAAUUUGAUAAAUCUUUAUUUAUAUGAAGCCCCUUUGUUGAGUGCCAACUGGUUAUUUGCUGACUUUCUUUCAAUUCAGAAUUUGUUUUAGGUUCUGUUAUUGCAUAGAUUUGCAUACCUGUUUUAUGGUAUUUUAAUACUGUUGGUUUAAAAAAAUACCAUUUCCUCUGAGUGCUCUUUUGAAUAUUUUAUGUAAGCAAUUUCAUGUGUUCUUUUUGUUCCACUUGCAGAAAGCAGGGGAAAAGUUGAGAGUUUUUCUUAAUCCAGUUGCAAGUAGGACAAAGGAUAUAAGUACUUAAAGAUCAUCUAUUAAAAUGCAUGAAAACACACUAGAAAAUCUCCUCUGCACGUCGCCAGUCGUGUGUAUGCUCUAGAAGUGAAGCUCGGGGGUAGCAUAAUGGAGGAAUGUUUUCCUAGCUUCAUUCCCUGACGAUGUACAAGGUCUUUUCUCACAGGUUUGAAUCUUCAGACAAACUUCUGGGAGGACUCAGUCCCUGCCUCGCAGCAGAUGUUUCCUGUCACUCAGUAGCCAAUCCGGGGACCCAGGACAUGCCCCAGCUAUAGUGAUGCAGAUUACCUUUCUGCUCCUGAAUCGCACCUGUGCCUCAGACUUUCUCCCCCCAGCUUGAGACUGCAUGUAAACUGGGAUGUGUGAAAGCAGGAAGCAAAGCUAGUGACAGCUGAGAGGCCCAUGUCUGGGUAGAACCAGGCCCACGAUGCUGCCUUUCCCGUGGUCUGGAGUUCAGCUGCAGGGACUCUGCUGAUGUGCCCAGCACCAUCCUUCUGUUUGUGCUUAAAUGGCACAGCAUUUGGUCAGCACAUCUGAAAAGGAAGGUGUGAGAAGCAAAGCCCAUGGCCACGUUCCCCUGCCAAUUAUGUGGCAAGACGUUCCUCACCCUGGAGAAGUUCACGAUUCACAAUUAUUCCCACUCCAGGGAGCGGCCAUACAAGUGCGUGCAGCCUGACUGUGGCAAAGCGUUUGUUUCCAGAUAUAAAUUGAUGAGGCAUAUGGCUACCCAUUCUCCCCAGAAAUCUCACCAGUGUGCUCACUGUGAGAAGACGUUCAACCGGAAAGACCACCUGAAAAACCACCUCCAGACCCACGACCCCAACAAAAUGGCCUUUGGGUGUGAGGAGUGUGGGAAGAAGUACAACACCAUGCUGGGCUAUAAGAGGCACCUGGCCCUCCAUGCGGCCAGCAGUGGGGACCUCACCUGUGGGGUCUGUGCCCUGGAGCUAGGGAGCACCGAGGUGCUACUGGAUCACCUCAAAUCCCAUGCGGAAGAGAAGCCCCCUAGCGCAACCAAGGAAAAGAAGCACCAGUGCGACCACUGUGAAAGAUGCUUCUACACCCGGAAGGAUGUGCGACGCCACCUGGUGGUCCACACAGGAUGCAAGGACUUCCUGUGCCAGUUCUGUGCCCAGAGAUUUGGGCGCAAGGAUCACCUUACCCGGCAUACCAAGAAGACCCACUCACAAGAGCUGAUGAAAGAGAGCUUGCAGACCGGAGACCUUCUGAGCACCUUCCACACCAUCUCGACUUCAUUCCAACUGAAGGCUGCUGCCUUGCCUCCUUUCCCUUUAGGAGCUUCUGCCCAGAACGGGCUUGCAAGUAGCUUGCCAGCUGAGGUCCAUAGCCUCACCCUCAGUCCCCCAGAACAAGCCGCGCAGCCUAUGCAGCCGCUGCCAGAGUCCCUGGCCUCCCUCCACCCCUCGGUAUCCCCUAGCUCUCCUCCGCCACCCCUUCCCAAUCACAAGUACAACACCACUUCUACCUCAUACUCCCCACUUGCAAGCCUGCCUCUCAAAGCAGAUACUAAAGGUUUUUGCAAUAUCAGUUUGUUUGAGGACUUGCCUCUGCAAGAGCCUCAGUCACCUCAAAAGCUCAACCCAGGUUUUGAUCUGGCUAAGGGAAAUGCUGGUAAAAUAAACCUGCCCAAGGAGCUGCCUGCAGAUGCUGUGAACCUAACAAUACCUGCCUCUCUGGACCUGUCCCCCCUGUUGGGCUUCUGGCAGCUGCCCCCUCCUGCUACCCAAAAUACCUUUGGGAAUAGCACUCUUGCCCUGGGGCCUGGGGAAUCUCUGCCCCACAGGUUAAGCUGUCUGGGGCAGCAGCAGCAAGAACCCCCACUUGCCAUGGGCACUGUGAGCCUGGGCCAGCUCCCCCUGCCCCCCAUCCCUCAUGUGUUCUCAGCUGGCACUGGCUCUGCCAUCCUGCCUCAUUUCCAUCAUGCAUUCAGAUAAAUGAUUUUUAAAGUGUAUUUUUCGUAUUCUGGAAGAUGUUUUAAGAAGCAUUUUAAAUGUCAGUUACAAUAUGAGAAAGAUUUGGAAAACGGAACUGAGACUAUGGCUUAUUCAGUGAUGACUGGCUUGAGAUAAGAGAAUUCUCGAACUGCAUGUAUUGUGCCAAUCUGUCCUGAGUGUUCAUGCUUUGUACCAAAUUUAAUGAACGCGUGUUCUGUAAUCAAACUGCAAAUAUUGUCAUAACCAACAUCCAAAAUGACGGCUGCUAUAUAUAAGUGUUUGUCAUAUGGAAUUUAAUCGUAAGCCAUGAUCAUAAUGUUAACUAAAUAACUUUAUGUGGCACUGCCUAGUAAGGGAACUAUGGAAAGGUUUGGAUCUCUCCAAACUGGGAGAAUUUUAAAAAUAAGAAAAUAACCUUUAUAUGAUAUAUUAUGACUAGGCUGUGUAUUUCUUUUCAGGGAUUUUUCUACCUUCAGGGUUGGAUGUAGUUUAGUUGCUAUUACCAUAGCCAACCUGUAGUUUUACAUAUACAAUUUCUUGUGGAGCAAUAGAGUUCUCCAUUUUACAGAAGCAUUUUAAAUGUAGUUUGAAUAUUUUCCACAAGAUGCUGCAAUGUGAGUUAUCACUUCAUUUAUCUUAAAGACUAAACUGGUUGUCAGCUACAUCUAACAGAAAGAAAAAUCACUGUGUAACCAGGUUAAGUGGUAAAAUAAUCCAGGCGUCAGUCAAAGGCAUUUUGCUGACUAUAAUAUUGAUUAUAUUUUUAACAGGAAUUUAAGAAAAUAUUACUGGAAUUAAAAAUAUAUAUAUUAAACAAGAAUUUUCUUUGCUCUGUCUAGCUUAAACUACUACUCAAGCUGCUUAACUUCUUAAGUAUUGUUUUUAAUCACCAAUAAAUAAGUGCAUUUGUAAUUCAUCAGUUUGUCCUUAUUAGCUUUUAUUCAAAGAGGAUUAUGUUUUACAAUGUAACUAUAAUCUCUUGAAUUUGGUAUCUUAUUAAUGAGUUUUAAAGAUGUAAAACCUAACCUUUUUUAAAGCUCCAUUGUCUUAUGUUUUUAGAGGCUUUCUUUUCCAUAAACAUAUAUCUUACAUAUAAUAAACUUUUCAAAUCUUGCAA
This is a messenger RNA of Macaca mulatta (Rhesus monkey), 12050 nucleotides long. The record is from RefSeq and is a predicted model, not a curated record. NCBI's taxonomy places the organism in Eukaryota, Metazoa, Chordata, Mammalia, Primates, Cercopithecidae.